Paramecium pentaurelia is the source of this 2008-nucleotide messenger RNA. The record is from the annotation of a GenBank genome assembly. NCBI's taxonomy places the organism in Eukaryota, Ciliophora, Oligohymenophorea, Peniculida, Parameciidae.
AUGAACAACAAUAGUAACACUAAAUUGGAUAUUCUUCCAAAACUUAUGACUUCUCACCAUAAACUUCUUGAGCCAGCUUAUUUAAAGAAUACUCAAUUCAAAAUGAGCCAAAAUGAGAGUAAAUUGUUACCUGUCAUUCAGAGGAGUUCCAUGAUGUAGCCUAACUCAAGUUCAAAAUAAUUAAUCGUAUAGAGUAAAUAGAAAUUUAAUCUUAGGGUUGAUAGGCAAUUUAGAAUUUAGUUCUAGACAUUUUGGAGCUGCCUGCGAUAGAGGUUUUUAGGGGUUAUCUAAAUAUCACUAUUCUCAAAAAUUUGGUCAUUCUGCUGUUAGAUUGGAGCCACUUAAUAGAAAUAUUAUAGCAGAACUCACUGAUGCAGAGGAUAUUGAUGAAAUUCCAAAGGAUGAAAGGACCUAUUAUAAAAGAAUAUAUAAAUUUAAGAACAUGCCAAUUUUAGCAUUAAUUAAGUCUUUUGAAAUAGAAUGGGUAAGAGAGUUUGAAGAUGAAGUAAAUAAGAAAUCAACUAAAUCAUUGCAAUUAAGUUUUUAAACUGCUCUUGCAAUAUUUAAUACAUUUCCUGAUCCAUUAGAAUUUUUCUAAAAAAAUCUUUAAUUGCUUGAAAGAAGUUCUGUUGCUUUAAAAUAAAAAGGAUUGACUUAAUUAAAGUAUAAAGUAAAGAAUUUUGAAGAGGAAGAAUUUUAGAGAAUGAUAGUAGUAAAAAAUUAAUCAGGAUAAGGAUACUUUCGAAUAUAUUUUCCAACAAUUUAACUUUAUUUAUAAGAAUACUCUCAUAAUUAAACUAUUGAUUUGUCACCUCUUAGAUUAUAUGAAAUUGUAAAAAAUAACUUUUUUGAAAUGGCCUCAAUAGUGGAAUAAUUUGAUUUAGAGAAAUUUAAAAUAUAUAUAUAAGAUUCAGAAAACAAGGGAAUAUUAGAACAAUUAGAUGAUCAAACGAAAAAAAGUGAUGAAAAUAUUUUAAAGCCUGAAUAAAAAAGUAAUGAAAAUAUUUUAAAGCCUGAAUAACCAGAGUCAUAGGAAAUAGAAUAAUAAUCCUAAAAAUAAAUUAAUGAUCAGGGAUAAAGUGUAGAUUAAUAAUAGAAUACUGAAUAAUAAUAAUAAUAAGAAUAAAAAGAAUAAUAAUAAUAAUAAUAAUAAUAAUAAUAAUAAUAAUAAUAAUAAGAAUAAAAAGAAUAAUAAUUAUAAUAAUAAGAAUCAACAUAAUAAUAAUAAUAAGAAUCAACACAAUAAUAAUAAUAGGAAUCAACAUAAUAAUAAUAAGAAUCAACAUAAUAAUAAUAAGAGACACCAAAAUAAUAAUAAUAAGAGACACCAAAAUAAUAAUAAUAAGAAACACCAAAAUAAUAAGAAUAAGUUUUAAUUACUAAACCUGUGAAUACCGAUAUUACCAUUAUAAUUAUUGAAGGUAUUAUUUAUUUUAAAAAAAGAAAAACAUGAAUUUCCAGAAUAGAUUCUAUAAAAGAAAUGGAUUAAGAAGGUUGUUCCAAAAGAUAAUAUAUAUUAUACAGUUGAUUUUUUACCUUUUUAAAUUCUAAUUAGAGAGAAAAGAUCAUAAAAAAUAAUCAAAAUGUAUUCUCCAUCUUUAAAAGAAUUGGAUUUUAUAUUAUUCCAAUUAAAUCAUAAAAACUUACUUCAAAUAUUAGAAGAUCAUGUAAAGACAACAUUUGAUAUGCCCCCAGAAGCAUUUGAUUAUAAAGAUUUUAAAAAAGGAACUAAAAUAACAUUCCUUUUGGAUGAGAUAACAGAAAAACCUCUAGAGAUUACUGAAGAAUAACUAAAUAAUGGUUUAUUAAGUUCAUAGACAAAAGAGAUUGAAGUGAAUAAUAAAGAUUUACAAAUAAUAAUAGAGUAAAAUAAUUGAAUAAAUUUAGACCUUGUAUGCUUGAAAUCUAUAAUUAACUUAAAUGUAGUACAAUUAAAAGACCAUGUACUUCAAAAGAACUAACACAUAUUCUAGAGAAAAGAUAUUCAAUUGGUUAUAGAUUGAUAUGA